AUGACAAUCCUUGGCCUCGCCCCGGAGCUCUAUCCCACCAAGCCGGCACACUUCGACAUUGAGCGCGUCAUCCGCCCCAACAUUCUCGCCCUACACCCGUACCGCUGCGCCCGUGACGACUACGACGAGGGCAUCCUCCUUGACGCCAAUGAGAACGCACUCGGCCACUCCAUCCCGCCGGACGCGGACAUCGAUCCGGAGAUCCAAGGCACGUUGGGACUCAACCUCCACCGCUACCCCUCUCCAAGCCACGACCCGAUAAAGUCACGCAUCGCUGAGCUGCGUGGAUUGCCGGGGACGGAGUAUGUGUUCUUGGGAGUGGGCUCAGAUGAGGUCAUCGACCUGCUCAUUCGAGUGUGCGUCGCACCUGGGACAGAGAAGAUUCUGAUCACGCCGCCGACAUAUGGUAUGUACUCUGUGUGCGCACAAGUGAACGACGUAGGAAUUGUCAAGGUCCCCCUAGAACUUAGUGGAGAUGCGGGGGAAGGGGGGGAGCAGGGCAGAUUUUCCGUGAAGGUCGAUGAGGUGAAGCAAGCCGUAAGGGCCGACCCGUCCAUCAAGAUCAUCUUUCUCUGCUCUCCCGGAAACCCAACGGGAACGCUUAUUUCUCUCAAGUCUGUACGUGAGCUCUUAGAGCUUGAGGACUAUAAGGGUAUUAUUGUUGUGGAUGAAGCCUACAUCGACUUCGCGGACGAGUCAGCAAGUGCAGCCAGUUUGGUCAAGGAGUACGCCAACCUCUGCGUUUCCCAAACACUGAGCAAGAGCUUUGGUCUUGCCGCUAUCCGACUAGGCAUUGCAUUGGCCCACCCGUCUCUCAUCCAGAUUCUGACGAACACGAAGGCACCAUACAACAUCUCCACCCCCACCGCUUCCCUUGCCCUUGUUGCUCUGACCUCUGCUGCUGUGACCCACAUGCAGAAGAACGUUUCAACUCUCGUCAGUACGCGCGGGACUCUCCUCCGCGGGCUAGAAACGCUCGCACCUUUGGGCGUCGGGAAGGCCAUCGGUGGCAACGACGCGAACUUCGUGGUAGUUCCAUUCUUGGAGAAGAAUGGCAGCGGAAAGCCGGACAACGCUCGCGCCCAGACUAUAUACAAGACCUUGGCCGAGAAACUGGGCGUCGUCGUUCGCUUCCGCGGGAACGAGCCAGGAUGUCUCGGCUGUGUACGAAUUACGGUGGGGAGCGAGGAGGAAAUCAGUGCACUAUUGAAGAAGCUGGAAGGAUUACUGAAGACGGUAUAG
This is a messenger RNA of Epithele typhae, 1242 nucleotides long. RefSeq names its product histidinol-phosphate aminotransferase. Gene Ontology annotation, molecular function: L-histidinol-phosphate:2-oxoglutarate transaminase activity; pyridoxal phosphate binding. The transcript is spliced from 4 exons. Bases 1 to 1242 code for a protein of 413 amino acids. The record is from RefSeq and is a predicted model, not a curated record. Gene Ontology annotation, biological process: L-histidine biosynthetic process. NCBI's taxonomy places the organism in Eukaryota, Fungi, Basidiomycota, Agaricomycetes, Polyporales, Epitheliaceae.